CCCCUGAAGGUCCGCCACUUCCAGCAGACGCGGGUGUUUGUUGACAUCUGGCGCAGGUGUGCGGCGCCACAAAGGACCCUCACACUUCCGGCCCUUCAUGCCGCUGCGGCCCCGCGUGGCGUUAUAGCUGGCUGGCGGACACCUCUGCGCCAGGUAGAAGAAUCCCACCAUGGAUGAUGAAUGUCUUUCUCUGACUUGGAACAACCAUGGUGCUACCUACAGACAAACCCUCAACAGUUUAAGGAAAGAAAACACCCUGACAGAUGUUACCCUUGCCUGUGAUGGCCAGAAAUUCUCUGCACACAAGCUGGUGUUGGUUACCUGCAGUGACUACUUCAGAACUAUCCUGGGGGACAUACCAUGCCAGCACCCUAUUGUGUACAUGAGGGGUGUCACUGCCCAGGAAAUGCAGGCACUGAUAGACUUUAUGUACACAGGACGGACUAACAUACCUCAGAAAGAAGUGCCAACUCUCCUGUCCACAGCAGAAGCAUUGCAAAUCAAAGGCCUUGGUGUUUUUAAUGCCAGUGAGAAUCAUGAUACUGGAAGUCAAGCUCAAAGAGAUUAUGGUAAUGCAAGUAAAAGGAAGAGAUGUGAAACUGAAAAUCAAGCUCAAAGAGAUUAUGGCAAUGUGAACAAGAGGAAGGGAUGUGAUCCUCCGUCCUCAUUAAAUGGUUUAUAUGAAGACAAUAACAGGAGCAGUACUUCAAAAAGUUUGUCAAAAGAAGAUCAGUUUCUUGAAAAUCUGUACAGUCACCAUUAUGCUCUUUUAUCUUCCCCCAAACAAAGAAAAUCUGAUGAUAGAACACAAGUAAGCAUUCCUGACUACAUGAGCAGUCAUCAGACACCUUCUGGCUUGGAGAGCUCACCUCAGAAAGAAUCUUCCUCUUCCAAAAGUGGAUCAGAUCCCAACCAAAAUGUCACCACUUCAUUAUCUCCAGGAAUUCUCAACAACCUUCUCCAUCACCGCAAGUCAGACACCUCAAAGUCUUCCCUGAUCAGACCAUCCUCACCCAUGCCCCAUUCUCCGCAGGACAGAGUUGCUAGUGAAACAGUUUCAUCCCAUGCUUCAGAUAAAGUGAAAGAGAGUCUAACUGAAAAAGAUUCUUGUCAGAGUUCCUCCAGCCAGCCAUCACAGCUGAACCCGAGACCUGAGGCCAAAGCAGCUUCCCCCCGUGCAUUAAAUUAUUCCCUUGCUGGCCUUGGGGGCAGUAAAGACAGUUCCAGUGCAGGGUUGCAUGGCCAUGCUGCUGAAGAGUCCAGCGGGGGUCAUGGGGACACUCCUGAAAAUUUGAUAAAAACAGAAAUCAAAGAUGAAGCUCUUGACUUCAGCAACACCACUUUGUCAGAAACUCAACAAGGCGACUCAUCCAGCUCAGCCUUGAGUACAAAUACCAUUGGAGAGGAAACGCGGAUGUACUUGGAUGCCUUUGCCCGAAGUGCCAACCUUUCCUGGCAGCAGACUGCAGAGGACACCACACAAGAAUCUCCAGCAGUGGAUGGCCGACCGUUUGUGUGUCCAAUAUGCAGCAAGUGCUUUGCCAAGGCUGCCAUACUCAAGCGUCACCACUUGGCUCACUUUCGGCCAUACGUGUGUCACCUGUGCCCUCGUUCCUUCACCAGGAGAGAGGUCUUGGCAGAGCACAUGCUGGAGCACACCGGGGCUGACCUGCGCAUGCCGUGUCCCGUGUGUGGCAUGACCAUCAAGCGCAAACGUAACCUGCAGGCUCACAUCAAAGUCAAGCAUCCAGAUUAUUACCUGGAAAAAAGUGCAAAGAGAGAAGCAAUGUGUUGAUAUGAACUCACCCACUGGUAAGUAUGAGGUGUCACUACUCUCUCACUAUUAAACAUUUUCAUCUUUGUAUUAUAUAUAAGCUGCCUGAAAGCAAUGAUGUAAAAUUCCUCAAAUUGGUCUCUAGUCAUGUAAUGAUUAGACGCUCAACUGAUGCUUCCAUUACUCAGGUUACUCAACAGCGAGUAUUGAAUUCUACUUUUAGAAUCUUCAUAAAUAUUACCUACAAAAAACAUAUUUUUUAUAAUGAAAAUAUUCUUUAUAAACAUGUAUCAAGCUUCUACUGAAAACUGUUAUUAGAAGUAACUGGGGUAUAACAUAACUUUAAUCAGCACAUACAUAUUUUGGAAGUCCCUACUGGAAGCAGCCAAAUUAUAGUGAAUUUUCAUUUCACUAGAUAUAAACUUUGUUUUCAUAUCAUUGCAUUGUAGCAUUCCUAUUGUUGCUUGGUUGUAACAAGCACACUUACUCUAUGUAGGUUUAGCAUUAAUGACGGUGUUAAACUGCAUCAACAAUUUUCUGCAUGCAGAGAACUCAGUCUUGCCAUCACUGCUGAAGACCUCUUCCAUGGGCAGUGUUCUCAAGGUGUUCAGUUCAUCUCUUCCAUGAUUGUUUUUACCACCUGACAGGCACAAAUAAUGUUGCAUUCAAUUUGAAAACAUUAUUUAUUAAAGUUAGCACAUGUUUUUUAGAGUAAUUGUGAGUUAUGAUUCAUAAGAGUGCAACAUAUUUUUAAGCAAAGAUUUUUUAAAUAAAUAUACUGUAUUUCAUAAUCAGUAUUGCAUUAGAAGGAGUGCAGUAUUUUAUCAUUUAAGUCCAGAAAUUGAAAACGACUGGCAUAGUUUGUUGAGUGACAACGUCACUGUCAAAGAAACUUACUACUCACCAGCUGUUUGUCUGUUCAUCCGUCCAAAAGGUACAAAGUCAUUGAACGUGAACCUAAGGCAUGGUGUCAUUAGAAACUUUUUAAUACUAGAUAUAGACCUCUGCCAGCAUACUUUCAUCCUAAUCUUUUUUAUUUAUUCAAAUAUUGAUUGAAGCAUGGAAUUAUGCCAGCUUCUUAACCAUGUAAGUAAUGUAUGGUUCAAUAUAAGACUGACACAGUUCUUACCCUUAACAUGGCCAUGCUGUACUCUGUGUUCCACCCUUUGGAGCACCUGGAGGACUAGUGCACACAGGCAUCAGCACCAUUGCUCUAUGUUUGGUACAGCCUCCUGCUGCUUCUUGGGUCUGUGGGAGCUCGCCUGAUCUGAUCCCUUGUUUGCAACUCUUGUUUACAAAUUUAAAGUUGACAUCUCCAUGCAUAUAAUAUAUAGUUUUGGAGUUGUAUUUACAGAUUACAACUUUUAAUGUUAAAGGGGUGUUUAAAUUGCACUUGGUACUUUUUUUGUGUGUACUUAAAAACUAAGGUGAGUCCCAAGAGGGCCAUAUACCCUCCAUAUCCUGAAGCACCAGCACCGUGUGCUAGACUUUAUGAACUUUGCCAUACAUAGCGAAGGUGUUGCCAAGGUCUCAUGCACAUCCCUGUGAAUAGCUUUCCAGAAACAGUAAUUAGCUACAUGGCCAGCAUGAAGUUUCCUUGAAUAGAAGUUACUUUGUGAACUGGCCUUUAAUACCAAUGUUUGGUACUUAAUCAUAAUUUCUGAUGAAAGACAAUGCAGUUUUUUUCCUCAUUCAAAUAUCAGUUGUAAGCUAUAAUGUGACGGACUUUUAAGAUGUAUAUGUUAGAUUAUAUUUUUAUGGAAUGUAAGUUGUUCAGGGGUGAGUGAAUUCUAAAUAUUAUUAACAGGGUGGCAGUAACACUUGGUUCAUAUAUCCUUGUAAGCCAUUCAGUGAAAAAUUCACGAUUCUUACUUUUUUUAUGCCGUGUAUGUAAGGUCUUGCAUCUCGUAUUGUACAUUUUUAGAACACUUUUUGAACCCACAGAUUUGUUUAAGCAGUGUUGUGAAGAAUGUGACUGCUUGCAAUUCUACUUCAAAGUACAAUAGUUUAUCUACCUAGGUGGCUGUUGUGCACCCAAACCUUACUAUUUGUGGGCUUUAGCUACCCAUUUAAGAUUAUUUAUCAUAUACUUCUCAUUUUAUGCUGACUGUUCCCUUAACUUGGCUUUUUAUGUAUUUAUUUAAACACCUUUCUUCUUCCCUAGUUAUUGUCUAGUUUUUAAGUUUGAAUGUAUCUUCCUAUGAUGUGGAUCUCAAGUUUACACGCUCACACGCACAGACACACUCUCUCUCUCUCUUCAGCAGUUCCUAUUAGUCAGGUUUAUGUUUGUCUACCUCCCAUAACCAUUUUUUUCUCAUGUUUUGUACAAGAUUGCAAGGAUGAGUGUAUGGCAGAUGUGUUACCUGGAGACUCUUGAAAGGGAUUUUGGACCUCUGUCAGUUAAUAACUGAUCUCAUUUUUACCAGCAACAAACACACCCUUUAUGACUUUUUGAGGUCUUUCUUUUCUUGAUGUGCUGCCUAAAAAUAUGCCACUUACCAUCAGUACAGUUAUGUUAUAAUGAAACAACAGGCAGCUUCUCGUAAGGGAAUGAUGAGAUAUUGAAGAGCUUCAAUUUUCUUAACCCGUCUGCUGCGAUUGGCACGGAUUUGGCCUUCACUGGUAGCCUGGUAACACAUAGUCGCAGAUAGUUCUCUGCCUCUGUGGUGGAUAGUGGAGUGUUUCCCAUAUGGUAUUGGUAUGCUGGAUUUCUCCUCCCAAGGUGCAUGACUUUAUAUUUUUAUCGGCAUUCAUUUUCUUGUUGUUGUUGUUCUCUUCAAGUUGUUUUCUUGGCUUACCCAUCCAUUGUAGACAUGACAUUGUAUAAUAACAUUUGUUAGCCUUGAUGAACCUUACAACAUGGCGUUAUAAACAAAGUCGGCUUUUAUUUAUUUAUUUAUUUAUUUUUUUACGUCUUGGCCUGUGGUGCCAGUAGGUCUUCAUAGUAGGGCCUGAUGGUCGGCCCCAGUCCGUUGUGGUGCGGGCAAGUGUUUAUAGUGGCGCCAUCUUUACUUUUCAGCAUUUUCCAUUUUAGACCCCUAGUUGCAUAAUAUAAAUCGUUGGGAGUGUGUUGGAGGGUCAUGCGGUGCCGAUCUAGCACAGUUUUUGUGCUAUUAACACUUGUUCUUCAUUGAGCUGUAGCAGCCAUUUUUUGUUCCAUUCCUUUAGCUUGGUGAUGUCUUCUUGUAGGAAAUCCACAGUCAAGGGCUUAAUGGUGUAAUCGAGCCAGUCAUGAAAUACUACAUAUGGUCUCAUUCAGCUCAAGUGCAUGACAUUGCUUGUACAUAUGCAAGAGGAAACAUAUUUACUUACUUUGAGUCACCUGUGCCACUAUUUGGACUGUAUGAAGUUGUAGGGUAUCAGUGAAGUAACCAAACAUCAUAUUAAGAAAAGUAUCUACAAAAAGGCUCAGGUGAGGUCUAAGUUGCAUAUUCUUUAAAUGUCAAAUUCCUCUCUAUGGAAAGUGGCUUGAUUACCAGAAAUCAUUAUACUUUUUGAAGUGUCUCUAUAGAACAACCCUUAGUAGAGGGGCCAAGUGGAUGUCCAAAGAGUUUGUGACUGAAGCAAGUGAAUAGAUCCCACCUUUAAUUGUUUUGAAUGGGACAAGCCCAGGUAUGGAGGCGUACCUGAGAGAACCCUUGGGGAUGUCUGUUGUGAAUAGGAAACAGUCAUCCCCAUACCACAUGAUCCCAACAGUGGUUUCUUUCUGCAUGUUUUCUUAGGCUGUUACCUUCCUUUAAUGCAUGUAUCAACACAGAGGUAUGUAAAA
Eriocheir sinensis (Chinese mitten crab) is the source of this 5543-nucleotide messenger RNA. Its product is annotated as protein abrupt-like. The record is from RefSeq and is a predicted model, not a curated record. Gene Ontology annotation, cellular component: nucleus. The transcript is spliced from 5 exons. Gene Ontology annotation, molecular function: protein binding. NCBI's taxonomy places the organism in Eukaryota, Metazoa, Arthropoda, Malacostraca, Decapoda, Varunidae. The coding region runs from base 170 to 1795 and encodes 541 amino acids. Gene Ontology annotation, biological process: regulation of transcription by RNA polymerase II.